Leptinotarsa decemlineata (Colorado potato beetle) is the source of this 2571-nucleotide messenger RNA. RefSeq names its product ETS variant transcription factor anterior open (gene aop). Gene Ontology annotation, molecular function: DNA-binding transcription factor activity, RNA polymerase II-specific; sequence-specific DNA binding. Gene Ontology annotation, cellular component: nucleus. Gene Ontology annotation, biological process: cell differentiation; regulation of transcription by RNA polymerase II. NCBI's taxonomy places the organism in Eukaryota, Metazoa, Arthropoda, Insecta, Coleoptera, Chrysomelidae. The record is from RefSeq and is a predicted model, not a curated record.
UCCCCCAUAACCAUCCCAACUGGGUAACAGUCAACGUGAUGUCUGUGAUGUGAUGUGAUAGAAACUACACAAACAGCAAACAGUUCCAAAACGAUAGUGGUAAGGUGGCGGUCGAGCACAGGCUGUCACAGUUACCCCACGUAGGAAUUUUUUACUGAUUACGAGAUUUGACAAGUGUGUGCUAUUACGUUAAAUUCGGAAUUACGUAAUCAAGUUACAUAGUGUUUGACGUGUUGAUGUUGCAGUGACCUGAAUAUUUUGGAAUACAUCGCUUUGUUUGGAAUAAGGGUUGAAAAUGAAGCUUAUUCCAGGGCAUCUUCCUCCCAUCGCAACAAGCACAAAUAUGGACCGUAUUCCUUUGCCUCUAUCGUUCAAUGCAGAUCUGCUAUGGAGGUAUCCAUUAGGUUUUCCACCUUUAUCUCACCAGAAUCCACCUUCGUCUCCUUUGUGGGAUUACAAAAGUCAACUUCCAGCUUCGCUUCCUUCAGACCCGAGACUCUGGAAUAGGGAAGACGUAAUUACUUUUUUGCAAUGGUCAGAAAGGGAAUUUGAUAUACAACCUAUAGAUCAUGAAAUGUUUCAAAUGAAUGGAAAAGCUAUGUGUUUUCUUACCAGAAAUGAUCUAUCUGAGAGAGCUCCCGGUUCCGGAGAUGUAUUGCAUAAUGUAUUGCAAAUCUUAGUGCGGGAAGCAAACAAUUUGCAGAGGAUGCUACCAAAUAGUCCCGUUACGCCGACAUCAAGACAUCCGUAUCCAUUAUCACCACAUUCACAUCCUCCUACACCUAACUGGAACAUAUUAUCACAAAACAACGAAUCUUCGCCUUCUUCACAUGCUGCUUCACUGGCUGCUCAGUUGAUGGCCCAAAGUAAUUCAGUGAUUCUUAGUCCUGCUCCAUCGAUCGACAGCCAAACAAGCAGCCCAUUGCAUGCGGAUAACCAGGGUUUCGGACACUCUAUCUUCAAUGUGAAUGGAAGUAAUGGCAGUGGUUCUAAUCCUUCGGAUUCAGAUGAAGAUAAUGCAGAUAAAAAAGGUUUUAAUGGAAGCCCUCCUAGCACUCCUAGUGCCUACAGUUUAAUGCCUCAAAUACCAUAUCUACUUCCUAGAAGCCCACAAGAAUCGGCUUCCAGUCCUAUCAGUUAUAAGAAUUCUGGUCGGGAGUUUUUUCCCAGUGACUGUCCUGAGCCAAAUACAAAUGGAAGGUUACUGUGGGAUUUUUUACAACAAUUACUCAAUGAUCCUGCUCAAAGAUACACAAGUUACAUAUCUUGGAAAAAUCGUGAAACUGGAGUAUUCAAAAUAGUUGAUCCAUCGGGUCUUGCAAAGCUUUGGGGAAUCCAGAAAAACCAUUUAUCGAUGAAUUACGACAAAAUGUCUAGAGCUUUAAGAUAUUAUUAUAGGGUGAAUAUCCUAAGAAAAGUUCAAGGAGAAAGACAUUGUUACCAAUUUCUCAGAAACCCAACUGAACUGAAGAACAUCAAAAACAUAUCACUAUUGAGACAACAAAUGUCCCCCACUAGUACUAAACCACCAAUAGCUACAAAUAUUUCCCAGAGUAUAGUUAAAUCUGAACCUGCCGAAAUGUCUGAUGAAAUAACUUCCUCUAGAUCUUCCACUGAGUAUGAUGAGAAACCAACGGAUUUGAGUAUUGAUGGACCUACUGACCUCAGUAACAACACAAGACACAUAAAUAUUGUUUGUUCGCCUGACCCUCCCAUCACAGGACCCCAUCAUUGAAGACUGAAGUUAUGAAAAUAUGUGCAUUAUCUAACAAUUAACUGGUGCCAAUAAUGAAAGACUUUAAAGCAUGUGCAAAUAAAAUAUAAGAUGUGUAUAUAAACUAGGUUAUAGGUUGAAAAAAACAGUGCAAUUUGUAUUGUUUUGAAAUACGUCUACGUGCCAAAAAUUUUUUCUAUUUUCUUGUGAAUCAUUUUCCUUUUCUUCAAAACUACACAAAAACAUUGAUUAACAAUUUACUGAUAGAAUGUUAACCGAUAUUUUUCAAUAAUUAAAUUAAAGGCAGCUUUACUUUGUUUUGUUGGAAAUCAAAGUGAUAAAUGAUGACAAUAUCAAAAAUGCUUUAAUAAAAUUUCAUAUAUGACUGUGACUUGAAUGAGAGAAUAAUAAAGGGUAGUUUUUUCAAUGCAUUAUAUAUCCAAACCUAAAAUUAUUACACAUUCCAGUAUAUGAGGCUAUUGCCAUAGUUGUAUUACUUUUAUAUACAAAUUCUGUAGUUAAAAUUUCCAACUCCAUUUGUGUGAUUUUGAUAGGUAUAUAUUUACAUUAUUAUAUAUGUAUAUGUAUUGAUAUAUACAUAUACAUUGGGAUUGUAUAUACAGGGUGGAGAAUGAACUUUAUUGCUAUUGUUAUAUUGGGUAUCUAUAUGAAUCUGUUGAGUUUUUCAUUUUGUGAAUCGAAUGGGGCAAUAUAUGUAUUAUCUACCAUCAAAAUUCAUUAUAUGUUUGUAUCUAGAUGAAUACAUAAAAAAUACAAUUCUAAGUGAAAUAAUUUUAAAAUAUAAUAUAACUGAUAUUGAACGAAGUGAAACAAUAAAAUGGCCUUUUGAACAUAAA